Molecule: messenger RNA, 922 nt
Organism: Thermothielavioides terrestris NRRL 8126
Lineage: Eukaryota; Fungi; Ascomycota; Sordariomycetes; Sordariales; Chaetomiaceae
Exons: 2
Coding region: 500-736 (78 amino acids)
Source: RefSeq, a predicted model, not a curated record
UGUUACACGCAGUUGUGGGUCACCUGUGGCCACCUGUGGCCAACUGCGCAAGUGUGGGCCCACUGGGCCCACUGGGCUCCACAACAGCACUGGGCCCCGCAACAGUGCACAGGCCACUUUCUGCACAGGCCACCAUACUCCUGUAUUUAGGAGGGCACUUGCCCGCAUCUCACACUCUUGCAAUACAUCGAUCUUGCACUCCUCCAAAGCUCCGACUUGGUUUGAGUGCUCCGCUGCUUUAGCUGACGAGGCUAAGUAGCACACCACUUUGUUCGUGUAACAAGUGGUGCCCACUACUGGACUUGAACCUGUGGUGAACUAUAAGACUCCUUUGUGAGGGAGCCAGUGUUUAUCAACAGUGUGCCCGAGCAGUACCGCGUCAUAUGGCUUAGGCAACCACAUGCGGGCGUAGGUGCCCCGAGUGCCCUGCCAGGAAGCACUUGUGGUUUUGCUUACUUAGGUGGUCUCCAAGUAUUGCGAAGCCCUUGAGCUCCUGAGGAUGGCAAUUGCGACCUUCAACACCUCGUCGCAACGGCUCGGCUCCCGAAGACCAACCGUCAAUCGCGACCACUUUUUUCCAAAGACCUCGUCGCCCCGGCCCGGCUCCCAUCCUUCCGACCGCUCUAACCUCCGACCGAUCGAUCGCUCCAAUCAAUCGCCCCGACCAGUCGCCCCAAUCAAAGAACUCGACCGGCCAGUCGCCCCGAUCAAGGCACCCGACAGGUGGAUUGAAUAGAUUGAAUGGUUGGAUGGUUGAGGUGCAAGAUACAAUGGACUUGCAAGCUGAGGACAGCUUUUCUGUUUGUUUGUGGGGGGGGCAAUUGUUAUACGCAGUUGUGGGUCACCUGUGGCCACCUGUGGCCAACUGCGCAAGUGUGGGCCCACUGGGCCCACUGGGCUCCACAACAGCACUGGGCCCCGC